Messenger RNA from Abrus precatorius (Indian licorice), 1319 nucleotides. RefSeq lists its product as uncharacterized. NCBI's taxonomy places the organism in Eukaryota, Viridiplantae, Streptophyta, Magnoliopsida, Fabales, Fabaceae. The transcript has 8 exons. Gene Ontology annotation, biological process: phosphatidylcholine biosynthetic process. The record is from RefSeq and is a predicted model, not a curated record. The coding region runs from base 91 to 1200 and encodes 369 amino acids.
CAGAGAAACUUGAUUAACAGAAUUCUGGCUGUGCAAACGGCACAGCACAAUCGUUGUUUGUCUGAAUCGAAAACUGGUUGACAAGUUAAUAUGUCGGACAACGAAAACCAUGCGGACUAUACAUACAACGAAUCCUCUGCAAAGACCAAGCGCAGGUUCAGGGACAGGUCCAAGGUAAGUGUAUCUGUUUUUGAUUGUUAUAAUAAUAUGGGUUUGUUAUUGUUUUGGAUCAAAACGAAGGAGGUAUUGUCCAAACAAGCUGUUAAGAUAGCCAAACAAGCUGAAGAACACGAAAGGUUCAUCAACAAGGUGACUCAUCUAUUGGGGGUUCUUAGCUUUGGUGGGUUUUGCUUUCUGUUGGGGGCAAGACCACAAGACGUUCCAUUAGUAUAUUGUUUGUUCUAUGUCGUCUUUGUUCCUCUUCGAUGGAUAUAUUAUAGGUUCAAGAAAUGGCACUACUAUCUCCUGGAUUUUUGCUACUAUGCCAAUACAAUCUUUUUGGUUGACCUCCUUUUUUACUCAAGGAACGAAAAACUUUUUCUUGUUUGCUUUUCUUUUGCUGAGGGGCCAUUAGCAUGGGCUUUGAUUGUUUGGCGCUGCAGCUUGGUUUUCAGUUCUGUUGACAAAAUUGUUAGUGUUCUUAUCCAUCUUUUACCAGGAAUGGUUUUCUUUACCAUUCGAUGGUGGAAUCCUGCAACCUUAGUAGCCAUGCAACCAGAGGGAACGGGUGGAAGAGCUGCAUGGCCGUGUAUUGAAGAUAAAACCUUUCUCUGGACAUGGCUGUUUCUGGUUCCCUUAGCAGCUUACACGCUCUGGCAGGUUAUGUAUUUCCUCAUUGUCAACGUCUUGCGCCGGCGACGGCUUUUAAGAGAUCCUGAAGUCAUGACUUCUUACAGAGAACUCUCCAAUAAAGCACAGAAAGCAAACAACAUGUGGUGGCGCUUAAGUGGCAUACUUGGGGAUCAAAAUCGCUUGCUAAUGUACAUUGUUCUUCAAGGGAUAUUUACUGUGGCAACCACGGCACUCACUGUUCCCAUAUUCUUGUCAUAUGAGUUGUCUGUAGUUUUCCAAAUACUGAAGGUUUCUGCAGCAGUAUGGAAUGGGGGGAGCUUUCUGUUAGAUGUAAUGCCUAGGCAGGUAAUUCUCAAGGAGAAAAAGAAAUCAGAGAUGCAACCUGUUCAAAUUCAAAAGGAUCAGUGACAGAUGACGAUGUAAAAUGAUAGGAAGUUCAAUAGUUCUGUUGAGUUCUCGACUCCUGAUAUGAAUUAAUUAUCCUCUUAGUCACCAUAAUAUUAAUCUUACAAGAGACAAGCGAAUUU